Eruca vesicaria subsp. sativa (arugula) is the source of this 840-nucleotide messenger RNA. Lineage: Eukaryota; Viridiplantae; Streptophyta; Magnoliopsida; Brassicales; Brassicaceae. The record is from the annotation of a GenBank genome assembly.
AUGAAGAUGAGAGGAUCUGAUUAUCAGAAUCUACUGAUGAUGGUUAUAAUAGUUGUAACCGUUGCAGCGGCGGCUCGAGGUGAAGACGGGUUCGUGACAUGGGGGGAUAACUACUACACAACAUGGGGACACCCAGCUUUGGUUAUUAAUAAAACCUCUGAGCUCCACCUCACCCUAGAUCAUAAAUCUGGGUCCGGGUUUGAGUCCUACAAGGUAUACGGAUCAGGAUCUUUCAACAUGAGAAUCAAGUCACCCCAAACCAAAUCUACCAGAGUCAUUACUUCCUUCUACUUAAGAUCCAAAUCAAGCCGCCACGACGAGCUCUGUUUCCAGAUUUUGGGAAACGAGGAUGCGUAUUUGCUGAAUACAAAUAUAUUUGUAUACGGUGAAGGAAAUAAAGAACAGAGGUUUCGUCUUUGGUUUGAUCCAACCAAAGAUUAUCAUUCCUAUAGGUUUCUUUGGAACCCAUAUCAAGUUGUGUUCUAUGUAGAUGAUACACCGAUCCGAGUGUACAGGAAGGAUCAAGACAUUUACUACCCAUCGGUGCAGACCAUGUUCAUGCAUGGGAGUGUUGAAAACGGAUCAACAGUUAACCCCAAGGAGAUGCCUUACACUGCAAAGUUCCAGGCAUCAAAGAUUGAUGGGUGUGCAACUGAGUUUAUGAGUAUAGAGAAAUGCUUUGGUCCUCAAUUCUGGUGGAACCGCAAAGAGAAUUGGGUGCUAAGCUCAAGAGAGAGGAAACUUUAUGUGAAUGCAAGGAAGGUGUACCUGGAUUACGACUAUUGCUCUGACAGAAAGCGAUAUCCGAAGGUGCCUCAAGAAUGCAAAAGUUACGGUUAG